AUGCGCUCGCCUCAGAGGAGGAGACUGGGGCGCAGCCGCGUCCUCUUCUUCGUCUCCGGCGUGCUGCUGUGCUUCGUCUACACGCUGACCCUGAAGGCCUCCGUCCAGCCCCGCCGGCCGGACGGCGCCCUGGAGCUCAGCGUCCGGGAGGUGGCGCCCUCCAAUGAGACGGAGGAGACGGAGGAGGAGCCGGAGAGCGCCACGCCUCCUCUGGUGGUGCUGGUCAACAGGACGGACAUCGAGCAGUGCGUCUACAUAGACCCCCAACCUCCCAGACCGCCUCCGACACCCCCGCCUCCCCCCACCGCCGCCCCCCCGCCGCCAACGCCGCCGCCCCACAAGAAGGGCGACUACCCGGAGGACCUGUUCUCGGUGGAGGAGCGGCGGCAGGGCUGGGUGGCGCUGCACGUCAUGGGCAUGUCCUACAUGUUCGUGGCGCUGGCCAUCGUGUGCGACGAGUUCUUCGUGCCGGCGCUGGAGGUCAUCACCACCAAGCUGCAGAUCUCCGACGACGUGGCGGGCGCCACCUUCAUGGCCGCCGGGGGCUCGGCCCCGGAGCUCUUCACCUCCCUGAUCGGGGUCUUCAUCUCGCACAGCAACGUGGGCAUCGGCACCAUCGUGGGCUCGGCCGUCUUCAACAUCCUCUUCGUCAUCGGCAUGUGCGCCAUCUUCUCCCGGGAGAUGCUCCACCUGACCUGGUGGCCCCUGUUCCGGGACGUGACCUUUUACAUCCUGGACCUGAUGAUGCUCAUCGUUUUCUUCCUGGACAACACCAUCCUGUGGUGGGAGAGCAUGAUGCUGGUGAUGGGCUACGUGUCCUACGUCAGCUUCAUGAAGUUCAACAGUCAGAUCGAGCGGGCCGUGAAAGGCCAGCUCAACAAGCACAUGAGCAUCGUCAAGGCCUGGAGCGGCGAGGAGCCGGAGAAGGAGAGCGAGGCCGCGGCCCCUCCCGCCGCUACGUCCAAGGCUGAGGACAAGUCCAAACCCGAAACGGCGGCGGCGGCGGCGCCCCCGAGCACCCCCCAGCGCGGCAACCCGCCCCAGGAGGAGGAGAAGGCCAGACUCAGGGCGCGUCCCGUCCUGCAGAGAGGCGGCAGCUCCGCGUCCCUCCACAACACCUCUCUGAGGAACACCAUUUUCCAGCUCAUGAUCCACACCCUGGACCCUCUGGGAGAAGAAGCAGCCCUUAGAGGGGCCGUUAAACCCCCCCGAGUGAAGAAAGUCAGAGGAGCAAAGAACAAAAUAAAGCCUCUGAGCGUCCCGGCGACGGAAAAGCCGGCGGACGAGCCGCCCCCCCCCCACGCCCAAGAUGAGGAUCAGAAGCCAAAGUCUGAGCCGCCAGCCGCCGCCGCCAUCGCCGGCCCUCCGGAGGCCGCCGCCGAUGAGCCGUCCACCUCACAGGCCGCUGACCACGAGGAGGCGGCCGGAAAGGCCGAGGAGUCAAAGGCGGCGGCCUCAGCUGAGGGGUCAGAGGUCAGCGGCGGGGACGAGAGCGGCGAGGGGGAGAGCAGCGAGUCCGGCCAGGAUGAAGAGGAGGAGGAGGAGGAAGAGGAGGGCGGUGGGGGGGAAGAUAAGGAUGAAGGGCGAGAAGAGAAGGAGGAGGAGGAGGAGGAGGAGGAGGAGAACGAGCCGCUGUCCCUGCUGUGGCCCCAGACGCCCCGAAAGAGAAUCACAUACCUGCUGCUGCUGCCCAUCAUAUUCCCCCUCUGGAUCACACUGCCAGACGUCCGCAACCUGGCCUCCAGAAGGUUCUUCGUGGUGACCUUCCUGGGCUCCAUCUUUUGGAUCGGCAUCUUCUCCUACCUGAUGGUGUGGUGGGCCCACCAGGUGGGGGAGACGGUGGGCAUCUCGGAGGAGAUCAUGGGCCUGACCAUCCUGGCCGCGGGGACCUCCAUCCCAGACCUGAUCACCAGCGUCAUCGUGGCCCGCAAAGGCCUGGGGGACAUGGCCGUGCUGCCGGUGCCCUGGCUGAUCUACACCUCCCUGCACGGGGGGGCCCCGGUGGCCGUGAGCUCCAACGGGCUGUUCUGUGCCAUCGUGCUCCUCUUCCUCAUGCUGCUCUUCGUCAUCGUGUCCAUCGCCGUGUGCCGCUGGAGGAUGAGUAAGCUGCUGGGCCUCACCAUGUUCGCCCUCUACUUCGUCUUCCUGGUGCUCAGCGUCAUGCUGGAGGACCGGGUCCUGGUCUGCCCCAUCUCCAUCUGA
Messenger RNA from Menidia menidia (Atlantic silverside), 2202 nucleotides. The record is from the annotation of a GenBank genome assembly. NCBI's taxonomy places the organism in Eukaryota, Metazoa, Chordata, Actinopteri, Atheriniformes, Atherinopsidae.